AUGGCCGUCGAAACCCAAAUCAACGCUGCCUCCGACACGAAGCUGGACCUGAAGGAGGCGCUCAACCAGGAUCAUGAGAAGAGUGGUCUGACAACGCAUGCGUCCGAGUCUUCGCUUCAGUAUGAUGAGGCGGAGGUGAAGGCGAUCAAGCGCAAGAUUGAUAUCCGAUUGUGUGUCGUCGUGGCUGUCAUGUAUACCGUGUGUCAAAUUGAUCGAGUGAACCUGGCCAAUGCAGUCGUCGCGGGAAUGGGACUGGAGAUUGACCUCACGGGGCAGCACUACUCCACAAUCGUCGCCGUCUUCUUUCCAACCUACACCGUCUUCCAACCACUGAUGACAGUCAUCGCGCGCAAAAUCGGCCCGCGGAUCUUCAUGGGCUUCAUCACUGUCGCAUGGGGACUGGUGAUGGUCGGAAUGGGCCUGGUCAAUGACUGGAAACACCUGGCCGCCCUACGCGUCAUCCUCGGUCUCUUCGAAGCCGGUCUCUUCCCCGCUGCAGUGUUCCUGAUUAGCAGUUGGUAUAUUCGCCACGAGACGGGGAAACGUAUUGGAUUGUUUUAUCUGCUCGGAAGUGCGAUUAGUUCGUUUGGUGGCAUUCUUGCUUACGGGCUCCAACAAAUGCACGGCCUCCAAGGCCACGCCGGGUGGCGUUGGAUCUUCAUAAUCGAGGGCGUCAUCACUGUCGCCGUAGGUCUGGUGGGAUUCAUUCUGAUCGUCGACUUCCCCGAAGAUGCGCGCCGCACCAAGUGGUUCCUGACGGAUCGCGAGAUCGACAUCAUGAUUGAUCGCGUAGAAAAGGAUCGCGGCGAUGCGCACCUCACGCCGUUUAAUCUCAAGGAGUAUUUUGGCUAUGCGCUCGAGUGGCAGGGGUGGUUGCUCGCAGCGAAUUUUUUGAUGACGGCUGUUGUUAUCUAUGCGGUCUCGUACUUCCUUCCCAUCGUCCUGAUGCAGGGACUCAAGUUCGACGUCGCCAAAGCACAAACACUCACUGCACCGUGCUUCCUCUUCGGCACAGUCCUAGGCCUAACGGAAUCCUGGCUGUCGGACAAAUACAAGCUGCGUGGCCCCGUGGUAGUUUUCAACGCCAUCCUGCAGAUAAUCGGAAUCGCACUGCUCGGGUACGCAAAGCAAAACGGGGUCCGAUACUUCGGCGCCUUUGUCCUCACGGGAUCCUGCAACGCCAAUAUCCCCGCGGCACUCACCUACCAGUCAAAUAACAUCACGGGCCAGUGGCGGAGAGCGUUUGGGUCUGCGCUUAUUGUUGGGGCUGGUGGCGUUGGUGGGAUUAUUGGAGGGUUGGUCUUUCGGGAUCAGGAUGCGCCGGAUUAUGAGCCCGGUCUGUGGACGUGCUUCAUCGCGGCGGGGAUUACGAUUUUCUCCGUGGGAAUCACGACGAUGACCAUGUCUCGCAGGAACAAGAAGCAGAGGAAUGGUAAGGAGAUUUUCAAUACGCCUGGGUUCCGGUUUACCCUGUGA
Aspergillus calidoustus is the source of this 1476-nucleotide messenger RNA. The record is from the annotation of a GenBank genome assembly. NCBI's taxonomy places the organism in Eukaryota, Fungi, Ascomycota, Eurotiomycetes, Eurotiales, Aspergillaceae.